AUGGUCUCGAUCUCCUGUCGUAGUGCCACGUCCUUCGAUGAUCCUGGAACUCCAAGAAAGACACCAAUAAAAACUCCAGUAAAAACACCAUUGAAAGCACCUGCUCAUGAACGCUUCCAGUACCUUAUUGAAAAACCAUCAGAGGAGCUUGUAUUACCCUAUAAAUAUCGGUUUGUGAAGGAAGUUUUUCGUGCAGUUGACACAGUUGUAUCCCUUCUCCAUAAUAGACAGGAGGUCAUCACCUUUAGUAAACUGAAGUCAGCAGUGCAGGAAAUGCUGAGAAAGGCCUUUUCCGAGCGUCAUUUAGGGGAAAUUAAGACAGUGUUUCCUCUUGCUUACCUCUUUAAACAGGAUUCUACUAAGAAUAUUGGAAAAUCAUUUUUGAAAAAUGGCUCUAAUUCAGGGUAUCAACUGACAAUUAAUGCCAACAUGGACUAUAAACCUGCUGCACAGAAUCUGAUGAGCAAAUUUAACGAAAAUUGUGAAACUCGUACUACUAAAUUUCGAAAGAUGGACUCUGUUGUGUUGGUAGAAAGAAGGAACAUUUUUCACAAUUCUUUAAUUAAUAUUGUAAGAGAACAUCAUGGAGAAUUCUUAAAGUCAUUGGAUCCUCCAAUUGAUUGUAAUGCGAGUAUCAAGCGCUGGCAUCCUGCAUUCCCUCUUGAAGACGUUCCAGAUAUUGAACCUUCACCUCUGCCUCAACCACCUGUAACAGAGAAGCUUGACACAGCACAAGAUAUUCUGUCCAAAGCACAUGACUUGUUUUCGGUUAAUCCAAGGCUUGAGAAGGCUGUUGUUGAUGCAGCAGCAAGCACCCCCAAGAAAGCUCCAGAUGCAAAGCUACCUGAGCAGUCUACGCAACCUGCAAAUAUUGCUGCGGCUCUAAAAGGGGUAUCAGCCUCACUACUUGAAAAGAUCCGAGCUAGAGAAGCUGCAAAGGCUGCAAGAGAUAUGACAAGAUCUAGCAGUGAAAAUAAGGAACUGGAAAUGCUGUCACGACUGCCAGAAAUUUCAAGAAUUAUACGUAAUAUUUUUGUCACAGAAAAGAAGGCUGCGCUUCCAUGGGAAACUGUUGCUGUUAAGAUAGCGGCAAGCUACCCAUCAAUGCUAGCAGGGAAUGAAGUUGAUUCACAUCUUAAUCUUCUGAUAAAGGAAGUUCCAGGGUGGUGCACAGUUCAUAAGGUUCGGAGUGGCCUAUUCAUCAAGAUUGAUAAGAAUGAACCCCAGAGUAACAUAACAGAUAAACUCCAGGCUGCCAUUAAGCAGAGACAGUAAAACUGUUUCUUAUCAAGCCUCAGUGUGGCUGUGCAUUGUGUGAAGAAGAAAAUAAGUGUUUAGCUUUUAUGUAUCAAGCCAGUGUUCUGGCUUGACUGUCAAAUAUCAGUUAAACUAUAAAGUGUAUUGUAUAUACUAUUUUUUCUACUGUUUUAAGGUUUUAGUGUAAUGUACUUUAUAUUGGUAUAUUGUUUUACACUGUUUAUAGGUAGUGCCUUAGGUGCUAUUUUGUUUUGUGUUACUUGUUUUAAGGACUCAUUUGGACAAAAAUCACAUGUACCAAAGAAUAUUAACUUUUAUACUUUAUAAGUGUGUAUUUUCUAUGGAACAGAUUCUAGCUUACAUAUUUUUAUUGAAAGAUUUUAUGGAUUUUUUACUUAAUGAAGCCAAUAAUCAGUUUGUGGAUAUUUUUUCAAGGUUUGUUAGUGAUGCAUGAGACUUUGUACUAUUGCUAAGAUGCACUUUUGCAACUUACAGGUGACCAUGGCUAUCUUUUAACAUUUAUGUAGCAUGACAAAUAAAAGUUUGAAAUUCCAAUUAAUUAAGACUUGGCAUUUUAAUAGGCAGGCUCUAUGCCCCGUAAGUAAAAUUUAAACUAGCAUGUGGUGUAGCCAUAGUGAUAAAUGUGACUGAAGGAAAAUAAAGCAACCCACUACCUGCAUCUUUUCCUGAGGCAUAAUUUUCAUUUUGUCAUUUUGUAUGAUAUGGUAGCUAAUUCUUAAAUUUUGCAUUAAUAUGUUUUUACAAAAUUAACAAGGUAGGCUAUUUUUGCAAAGCAGUUUGUAUAGAUUUUCAAUUUUCCAUGGAAUUGCAUAUCAGUACCUAUUCUUGGUAUACUUACCUAAGAAUUUCUUGUAAUGAAACCAGUUGUAAACGUUCA
This is a messenger RNA of Macrobrachium nipponense, 2155 nucleotides long. RefSeq names its product DNA replication factor Cdt1-like (gene dup). The transcript is spliced from 8 exons. Gene Ontology annotation, cellular component: nucleus. The record is from RefSeq and is a predicted model, not a curated record. Lineage: Eukaryota; Metazoa; Arthropoda; Malacostraca; Decapoda; Palaemonidae. Gene Ontology annotation, biological process: DNA replication checkpoint signaling; mitotic cell cycle; regulation of DNA-templated DNA replication initiation. Gene Ontology annotation, molecular function: DNA polymerase binding; DNA binding. The coding region runs from base 1 to 1275 and encodes 424 amino acids.